CGACAUGGCGUCGCGUAAAUUCUGGGUCGCUUGGUCGCGCGCCUCCAACACGGAAAUGCGACACGGCGGCUCUUGACUACUGCGCCGCCCAACUCUCAGCUUUGACGUGAUCGCUGCUUUAAGAGGCCUGACGCCCAUCAUCGCGAAGCGCUUUUUGCGCAAAUAGUCCAGACAUCCCUUCUACUUGGCCAUCUCUACUUCCCCCUAGUCUCGGCGCGUCCCGGCGCGACCAGAAUCUGCAACAUGGGGAAGCUACUUCGGUUGGAGCUCUCCAACUUCAAAUCCUACAAGGGUCACCACACACUCCUUUUUGGUGAUUCCUACUUCACAUCCAUCAUUGGACCCAAUGGCUCCGGCAAAUCCAACUCCAUGGAUGCCAUCUCCUUCGUCCUGGGCAUCAAAUCGAGCCACCUGCGGUCGACUCAUCUCAAGGACCUGGUCUACCGUGGCCGUGUCAUGAAGACGUCCAAGAUCAAAGAGGACGGCUCCGCAGAAACCCCAGAGACCAACGGCCACUCCAAUGGCGCCCAGAACGGCGGUGACGAGUCCUCGCGAGCCUCACGAGGCGACCCGAAAACUGCGUGGGUCAUGGCCGUGUACGAGGACGACGCAGGCGACGAACAGAGGUGGAAACGAUCCAUCACGAACCAGGGAACCAGCGAGUACCGCAUCAACGACCGCGUCGUUACCUCCCAGGCGUACAACCAGGCUCUCGAGGACGAGAACAUCCUGAUCAAAGCCCGCAACUUCCUCGUCUUCCAGGGCGAUGUCGAGGCCAUUGCCGCCCAGUCGCCCCAGGACCUUACCCGUCUCAUUGAGCAGAUCUCUGGUAGUCUCGAGUACAAGGCCGAGUACGAGAAGCUUAAGGCGGAUCUGGAGCAGGCUUCUGAAAACCAGGCGUUCAUGCUGCAUCGUAGGCGGGGCAUCAACUCGGAAAUAAAACAAUACCAGGAGCAGAAGAGGGAGGCCGAGGUGUUCCAGAAGAAAACCGAGGAGCGGGACGAAGCCAUCGUGAUGCAGAUUCUCUGGAAGCUAUACCAUUACCAACGCAUCAUGGACGGGUCGAAUGAUACAAUUCAGGAACACCACGAGAACCUCAAGGAAGUCCGACGCAAUGUGGAUGCCUUUCAGAAGCAGCUGGAUGCCGCCAUGAAGGAGCAGGCGGCCGUUGGCCGAAAGGCCGGCAAGAUCGAGAGAGCCAUCAAAGAGAAGGAGAAGCAGAUCGAGGACGAGGAGAAUAGCCUCAUCCCGAUCCAGACAAAAGUUCGGGAGAGCGUCAACAGCGCCGAAGUUCGGAACAAACACCUCGAGAACCAGAGCAAGGUGCGCGACGAGCAGGCCGAGGCGGUUCAGCGACACACAAAGGAGUUGGCCAAGGUGGAGAAGGAUGAGAAAGUUUUCGAGGCGCAGUGGAAGGAGAAGCUGAAGCAUCAGGGCAAGGAACUGAACGAGGCCGACCGAAAAGAGUACGACCUUCUGCGCCGUCAAGCCGACAACAAGGUUUCCGACAACAAGCUCAAGCUGGAGCAGCUUACCAGACAACUCAAAGGCGACGAAGUGACAUUCAACAGUCUGCAGAGCAAAGUCGACGUCUCAGAUUCGGUGGUGGAGAAGCUGCAGGCCGAGGUGGAAUCCAUCGAGAAGACGGAGGAAUCGCUGCAAAUCUCGGAGCGUGAACGGGCCGCCGAGAUCGAAGAGAAGAAGAAGGCCUAUAACACCUCGCAGUCGGAGAAGACGAGAAUCCGGCAGUCGCACACCGAGAUCGAGGAGAAGCUCCAGCAAGCUGCAGCAAAGCUCUCAGAGGCGACGGCGGGCAGGCACCAGAGUGCCAAGGAGAGGGAUAGGAAGGAGACCUUGGCCAAGCUGAAGCAGCUCUACCCUGGCGUCAAGGGCCGGGUGGGGGAGCUCUGCAAGCCCAAGCAGAAGAAAUAUACCGAAGCUGUCGACACAGCCCUCGGUCACGACUUCGACACCAUUGUGGUCGAAACCAACAAAGUGGUUGACGAAUGCCUGGACUACCUCAAGAAGCAGCGGCUGCCGCGCAUGCACUUCAUCCCCCUAGACAACAUCAAAGCAAACACCCCUUUCUCGGCUCUCAAGGGCAAGCCCGGCGUUCGUCUGGUGAUCGACACCAUCGAUUUCGACCCGUCUGUCGAGCGCGCCAUGGCCUACGCCUGCGGUAGCUCCAUCGUGUGCGACAACUUCGAAAUCGCCAAGUCGAUCUGCUAUGACGAGAAGUUCGCCGUCAAAGCCGUGACUCUGGACGGCAAGCUCAUCCACAAGGGCGGACUAAUGACGGGUGGUCGCUCGCAUGACAACAACAAGGGGGGCAGGCGCCGGUUUGACGAGCAAGAUGUCCAACACCUGCAGGAGAUGGUGCGGGAGUUCCAGAACCAGCUGGAGGAGCUGCGGCGUAGGGAUUCAGAGCUGCGCGACACCGACUACAUUAGGGAAGAACUCUCCAUGCUCGAGCGGGCGGUCAAGAAUGAUCGUGCAGAGCUCAAGGCGCUCCGCAAAAACCUGCAAAGCAAGCGGAAGGAGCUAGACAAUGCCGAGACCGAGCACGGGAAAUGGCAGUCCAAGUUGGAGGAAAAGUUGGGGGAACUGGAGCAGUCGCGACAGAAACUCACGCAGUUCAAGGACGCCAUCGCCGCUGUCGAAGACGCCAUCUUCGGCAACUUCUGCCAGAGGCUCGGAUACGCGAAUAUCCGCGAGUACGAGGUGCAGAAGGGUAGUCUGGAGUCUCAGGCUGCGGCAGAACGUAACAAGUUCGAGAUCCAGAAGCAGCGUGUGGCUUCCGCCCUCAGCUUCGAGACAAACCGACUGAGCAACACGGAGAAGAGGUUGCGCGACUUGCAAGAGACCCUUGAGCGCCUCCAGGAAGACAUCGAAAACUACAGGCAGCAAGAGGCAACCGUCAACGAGAACCUGGAAAGUCUGCGCGACGAGCUGACGGCCUUGCAAGAGACUCUCGAGGAAGUCAAGCAGGACCACCAGCGCAAAGUUGCCAAGGUCCAAGAAGCGAGGGCCGAGGUGCAGAGCAGAAGCAAGGAAAUCGACACGAGGCAAAAGGAGAUCGAUGCUCUGGAGACCGAGGUACAAAAGAACAGUGCGCUCAAGUUCUCGCUCUUGCGGAAAUGCAAGAUUGAGCAGGUCCAGAUACCGCUGAAGAAGGGCUCGCUCGACAAGCUGCCCAACGAGGACAACUUGCUGAAUCCUGAUGCGGACGCCAUGGAUGUGGAUGAAGGCGACGACGGAAUGAUGGAGGCUGCCAUGGACGACCAUGGAAUCGAGGUCGACUACAAACUUCUGCCCGACGAGUACAAAAACUCCAACGAGGACCGUGUCGAGGAUGCGCUCGAGAGUAAGAUCUCGGACCUCAACUCGGACCUCGAAAAGCUGAACCCCAACAUGCGCGCCGUGGAGCGCCUCGAGACGGUCGAGACCCGACUUAAGCAGGUCGAACAGGAGUUCCAGAAAUCCAAGGCUGCCUGGAACGCUGCCCAGGACGCCUUCAAUGACGUCAAGGCAAAGAGGUUUGAGCUGUUCGACAAGGCCUUCAAGCACAUUCAACAGCAGAUCACACACGUCUACAAGGAGCUCACCCGGUCCGAGGCCUACCCUAUUGGUGGCCAGGCCUAUCUCGACAUGGAGGAGGACACCGAGACGCCUUACCUGUCCGGCAUCAAGUAUCACGCCAUGCCGCCGCUGAAGCGCUUCAGAGACAUGGACCACCUAUCCGGCGGCGAGAAGACCAUGGCCGCCAUGGCACUGCUCUUUGCAAUCCACAGCUACCAGCCGAGUCCAUUCUUCGUGCUGGACGAGGUCGACGCCGCCCUGGACAAUGCCAACGUCGACAAGAUCAAGAAAUACAUCCGCGAGCAUGCUGGACCAGGCAUGCAGUUUAUCGUCAUUUCCCUCAAGCCCGGGCUGUUUCAGGAUAGCGAGAGCCUUGUCGGCGUCUACCGAGACCAGGACGUGAACAGCUCACGUACUCUAACUCUCGAUCUUCGCAAAUAUCAAUAAUGCUUACCGGAGAUUUGUCAUGUUCUUGGACGCUUUACUCAUUCGGGCCGGCUGGAGUUGUCGAUGGCGCCUGGGGCUAUCGUUACUGUUUUAUCAAACGCGACCAUUGUUUGAGGCGCGUGUUUACUUCAACUUUGGUGUGAAUACCACGGCGCUUUUGUCACAUUUUCUUGCAUUUGUAGACACACUUUUCUCAUAUCCAAGAACCAGCUCCUGGAUCUCACCCACCUUUUCUCGGCGCUCAACUGUUGAUUUAUGGACGAUCCGACAUGGGAAAGAUUAC
Gaeumannomyces tritici R3-111a-1 is the source of this 4309-nucleotide messenger RNA. RefSeq names its product SMC1A protein. Gene Ontology annotation, biological process: sister chromatid cohesion. The record is from RefSeq and is a predicted model, not a curated record. Bases 244 to 4026 code for a protein of 1260 amino acids. The transcript is spliced from 5 exons. NCBI's taxonomy places the organism in Eukaryota, Fungi, Ascomycota, Sordariomycetes, Magnaporthales, Magnaporthaceae. Gene Ontology annotation, cellular component: nucleus; cohesin complex; chromosome. Gene Ontology annotation, molecular function: protein binding; ATP hydrolysis activity; ATP binding.